Messenger RNA from Anneissia japonica, 1755 nucleotides. Its product is annotated as swi5-dependent recombination DNA repair protein 1 homolog. The record is from RefSeq and is a predicted model, not a curated record. NCBI's taxonomy places the organism in Eukaryota, Metazoa, Echinodermata, Crinoidea, Comatulida, Comatulidae. Bases 405 to 866 code for a protein of 153 amino acids. Gene Ontology annotation, biological process: positive regulation of DNA-templated transcription; double-strand break repair via homologous recombination. The transcript has 2 exons. Gene Ontology annotation, cellular component: Swi5-Sfr1 complex.
UCAUAUUCGUAUGAAUAGUUUUCCUUAUAAACUCUCUCUGCAGUGCAGAGCGGUAUAUUUUGAUUCUGAAUAACUUGUUUACAAAAGUUGUAAAUUCGACUUUUUCGUUUUCGUAUUCGUUUUAUAGUGAAUUUCUGACUAGAAUCUACGUUUGUUAUUAGAGCUAGGCCUAGGACCUAGGCUGCUAGGCUCCAGCUCAGCUCAUUUCAUUUUCAUUACCAUAAUGCCAGACUCUGAAUGAAUGAAGGUCCGCGCUUGCUUCUCCGACCUUGUCUAACUUCAUCCAGGGACAAGGAGGCUAGGGUAUGCCGAAGGAACGUGAUAUUUUUGUGGCAAAUUUUACAUAUAGCCUGAAUUAAGGAUGUUAAACUCAACAUAGUAAUUUGUGAAUAAAUGCCAUAACCAUGCAAGGUAAUAAGCUAACAGAGCAAAUGGAGAUUGAUAAUAAGAAACGGAUUACAAUUACAAAUGAGGAAGGACAGUCGUUCUCAAGAAAACGAAAAUGUUCUACAGAUGCGACUUCCCCAAAUUCAACAAAUACAAAAUCAAAGAAACUGAAACAAGUAAACGAUGAUUCGAAAGAGAAACUGCAAACUUUAAUGACAGAAAGAGCAUCCUUACGAACAUUGGUUUUACAAAAACAAGAAUCUUUACGUCAAUUAAGAUUAGUGAAAUUAUACAGGACAAAGAACGAUUUAUCUGAACUUCAAAAGCUGAUUGACAAAUGGAGGGGAGCUUGCCAGGAAUCACUUUCAGAACUCCAGGAAAGGAUGCCAGAGCCUAGGCCAAGUAUCAAUGAACUCAUCCAGUUAUGGCAGCUUGAUCAGGACCUCUUGCGAUACAAGACAGAAGAACAAUCGUUCUAGUGAAAUCUGAGCUCAUUUUAGGUUUUAUAUAAUGUCUUAAAUGUCUUAUUCUUGGCAUCUACUUUUAUGAACACACUGAUAUUUUUUUAAUAACUGUAUGCACUUCAUUUUGAAUGCAAGGUUUUGAUUGAUUAUUGAUUGGCCAUGAUUAAGCCCUGUCUAGACAAUCAGAGUUUGACAAAAAAAUCAUGUGAUAUGCCUAAAUAUGGCCAUUAUGACAUCACCACCAUAUAUAGGCACAUCAUGACCAUAUAUAGGCACAUCAUGCCUAUAUAUGGGCAUACAACAGUUUUUUGUCAAAGAAAAUUUGGUAGUCUGGACACAGCUUUAAAGUGGCACUAGUUCUGUCCACACAGCAUCCUCACAGGAUGCAGAGUUCAGCAUGUUUAUAUUUUCAACAAUUGUAGGAUGAUAAAUGUUGGUCCAAUAUGAUAAUUUAUAGUGUGCACUCAUUAAACUGGUACGUUAAUUCAUAAUAUUAUGAGAAAAUAAUGUAUCAUGUACAGUAAUUGUUUACAUUAUAACUCCAGCUAUCUACUCUACUUAUCACAAUUUACAUCACUUGGUAGAACUCCUUCUCUUCCUAAUUUAAUUUUUCAAAUUUAUUACCAUUAUUUUCAAUAAGUAUGGCAUUUCAAGUAACUGUUGGAUUAAUAGGUAGCUUUUUAUCAUGACAACAACCACAAUCUAGCGUUCGCUGUUAAACCAAUAAGGCCUAUAAAGCUACGUCAUGAAAUUCUGUUGACAUUGAGAACUCAAUGUUGUCCUGUAUCUUAGUCUUAGUGCAAUCAGAAGCUUCUAUUACAGUAUAAGAUAUUUUUUAAAUCAUGAAAUUCGUUUCUUUUUAUUUCAGAAAAUAAAAACAAAACUACUAGUAGUAUUAAAAAUG